AUGGCACCCAGCAAGAAGACCUUUAUUACGUUAAGGCAGAAAAUAGACGUGAUUAAUGUUGCCGAGCGGGAACAUUUAAGUGUUCGCAAAUUAGGUGAACGCUUUACUGUAAGCAAAACACAAGCCGCACAAAUUAUGAAACAAAAAGAUAACAUUCGUAGACGAUGGCAAUCUGGUGAAAAUUUGGACCAAAAAACAACAAAACUGAGAAAUGAACCAGCACAGAUUGACAAGAUUUGUUUUGAGUGGUUUGCUCGUGCUAGAAGCCAACACAUUCCCAUAUCAGGGCCGCUAAUAAAAGUCAAAGCAGAAGAAGUAGCUAGCAACUUAAAAUAUGAUAAGUUUAGCGCAUCCGAUGAAUGGCUACACAAAUGAAGGAGAAGGCAUAAUAUGAGUUUCAAGUGUAUCUCAGAAGUUGACAAAUCUGAAAAUUAUGAUAUCGUUAUUAAUUUGGAUGAAAAGUUGUUAACUGACGAGCCUUAUGAAAAUAAAAUAACUAAGCAGAUGAGCGAAAAUGAUGCAACAGAAGAGAUGGUUACGCAAGAGAGUAGUGAUGAAAAAGAAGAAAAUUCUGGUUCCAUAACUUCCUACGAAAACGCUUUGAAAAUUAUUGAAAACUCACAAAGAGAUUUUUUUGUCUUCGAACAGUUAAAAAAUAUUGAAUCUCAUUUCCAAAAUUGUUUUCUACAAGAAAAA
Molecule: messenger RNA, 696 nt
Organism: Tribolium madens (black flour beetle)
Lineage: Eukaryota; Metazoa; Arthropoda; Insecta; Coleoptera; Tenebrionidae
Product: tigger transposable element-derived protein 4-like
Cellular component (GO): nucleus
Molecular function (GO): DNA binding
Source: RefSeq, a predicted model, not a curated record